Messenger RNA from Acipenser ruthenus (sterlet), 4599 nucleotides. Its product is annotated as E3 ubiquitin-protein ligase RNF144B-like. Gene Ontology annotation, cellular component: ubiquitin ligase complex; mitochondrial membrane; cytoplasm. The transcript has 9 exons. The record is from RefSeq and is a predicted model, not a curated record. Gene Ontology annotation, biological process: positive regulation of proteasomal ubiquitin-dependent protein catabolic process; protein polyubiquitination; ubiquitin-dependent protein catabolic process. Gene Ontology annotation, molecular function: ubiquitin protein ligase activity; ubiquitin conjugating enzyme binding; zinc ion binding. Bases 212 to 1108 code for a protein of 298 amino acids. NCBI's taxonomy places the organism in Eukaryota, Metazoa, Chordata, Actinopteri, Acipenseriformes, Acipenseridae.
CUGCAUAAUAACAGCGUUCUACAGGCUCACGCGCCCAAGAUGGGGUCCCCCAUCUCGCAGACAUGUACACAGUACGCAAUUCCAGUGCUACGUACCAGUACUUCUAGGUUUUCCCACCGUAUCUCACCAACCCACCGAAGAAUGCUGGAGACUGUGGUGACAUUUUAAUGUGCUGGUGGGUUCACCUGGAAGGAGCUGCCGACAGCACACAAUGACGACGACCAGCCUGUCAGUGUCCGGGGAGCUGGCCCUAGAGCCCCUGGUCAGUUGCAAACUGUGCCUAUGUGAGUGGCCUGCUGACAGGAUGAGCACCCUCCAAGCAUGCAACUGUGUCUUCUGUACCUCGUGCCUAAAGCAGUAUAUGCAGCUUGCGGUCAGAGAAGGCUGUGGCGCACCCAUCUCAUGCCCUGACAUGGCCUGUCUGAAGAAUGGGACUUUCAUUGAUUCUGAGAUUGCUGGUUUCAUCCCUUCAGAUCAGGUUCAGUUGUAUCAGCGAUUAAAAUUUGAGAGAGAAGUGCAUCUGAAUCCAUAUAAAACCUGGUGUCCUGUUGCAGAAUGCCAGGCUGUGUGUGACAUUGAAUCAAAUGAUGUUGGACAUCUUGUGCAAGUCAAGUGUCCCACCUGCCAAACUGAGUUUUGUUCUGUCUGUAAGGCAGACUGGCAUCUGGGGCAUUCUUGUUCAGAAAGCCAAUCUCUCAAUCUACCAGCUUCUUUUGACAACGGUGUUCCUAUCAGCAAUGACACAGAAGCUCCAAUCAAGCAGUGCCCUAUGUGCAGUAUCUAUAUUGAACGAAAUGAAGGCUGCGCUCAAAUGAUGUGCAAGAACUGUAAACACACAUUCUGCUGGUACUGUCUUCAAAAUCUAAAUAACGACAUAUUCCUGAGACAUUAUGAUAAAGGGCCAUGCAGAAAUAAACUGGGACACUCCCGGGCUUCUGUGAUGUGGAAUCGGACUCAGGUUGUGGGUAUCCUGGUUGGUGUGGGUAUACUUGCACUGGUGACCUCACCACUCUUACUCCUGGCAUCGCCGUGCAUUAUCUGCUGCAUCUGCAAGUCCUGUCGGGGAAAGAAGAAGAAGAUGAAACAGCAAGACCAGCCAACUACAUGAAAGAAAAAAGAGGGCACCUAUAACCUAUUGGUGCCAAGCUUAACAAUACAGGUGUCCACCAUUCAUGUCUUGGUGGAACAAGUGCCUAAUAUUUGUGUGCCUGCAUUCUGGUGAAAGGCUUUGCUGAAUUUUGUUUGAAUGCCGCAGCGGUCAUCCUGACUUUAAUGAAGACACUGAAUAAUUGCAGUUAUAGUAGUGAAAGAAUAAAACACAAGGAAUAUGUUUUGUGAACUUUGAGGGCAAAAAAACCAAACACAUAUUCUCUUCAAGAAUCCUUUUUUUUUUUUAUUGCAUUAUGUGUAUGCCAUUCGUAAGGAUUAAAACCAGUUACUGGGUCUCUUAGCAACAGCACAGUUUGCACCGCCAGAGAAAAUACUAUCAUAUCUAUUCUAUUUUAAUUAUAAAAAAUUGAGAAUUGGCAACAUAAACUAUUGCUGGUAUUUUUGUCAUAAACUGGCUUAUUUGCAAUUUUCAUAGGGAUUGAGGAAGCGUACUCCAGGUUCAAGAUGUAUGUACAGUAUGGGUCGACAAAACAUUGCUAAAUUUGCACCAAUUUUUUUUUUUUUUUUUUUUUUUUUUUUUUACAAAACAUUAGUUAUUUGAAGAUGUACUGUACAUGCACUUUUGUUGUUUUAGUUCUAUAGCAUUUACAAAAGGUUUACAAAAUGCACUGGGGUAAAUGCUUUGUGAAUAAAUAGCCCGAGUAUGUGGUGGCCAGAAAGCAAAAUCAGUCAUUUUAUAUGUCGGGUGAUUUACAUUUAAAUAAUUAUUUUGGUAUGUAUCUAGAUGUUUUGUUGAAUGAAAAAUUGUGCAUUCAACAUAUGGUAUGUUUAAAGCUUUUGAUUCAAGGUGGUUUUCAAGUUUACGAUCAAUCUAAACUCUCAAGUUACCCUACCCAUGUGGCACAACCAUGUCAUUGCAAAACACCAUUUUUACUGUCGCAUUCAUAAUUAACUUCUCUAAAUGGUAAAUAUACUUAUUUUUGGUACUUCUAUGUAUCUUUUCACAACAUUUUGUAUAAAGAGAGAAAAAUUAUGCCAAUGACAUUGUUUGUGACAAAUUGAGUUGUCUGUUGCAUUAAGAUAUUUUACUGAGCAGCGAAUGCUCUACAAUCUUAGAUUUGAAAGUCAAACUUAGUAAUAAACUUUCUAAACUUUUUGAUGGUGGACAUCCACCAUCGGUAUCUUAGCAUUAAGCUUUAAGCAGAUAAAGUACAGCCAUAUUCAUUCUGUUUCAUUCCGAUGUGUGUUAAAUUCAGUGCACCAUGUGUUCCUGUUCUUGAGCAUAUUGGUGAAUGAAAAGAUUGUUAAUUCCCUCUGAAAAUUAUUCACAUCAGAACAAAAACAGAGACUAAGUGGGUAAGGGUUCUCUAUUUCACAAUUUAUUGUAAAAUUUUAUAGUACACUGUAAUACGGGGGAUAUCUACAAGCAUUCACAAGGAAUCUGCUACAUUUACUUGAACAUUCAAUUAUUGUGAAAAGUGUGACUCAUAUGAAAUAUACAACUUGUCUUUGAUUUAGAAGUCCGUUUCUCAAAUGUUAUCAAUGUUUGUCCUUUGUAGGUUGAUAAUUUUAACUUAAGCAAGCAAAUGUAUUCACUUGGUAAAACCCUACCUCUGUUGCUGAAAAUGAGAAUGUCUUAAACUUAAAGCAUCUUAAACUGGACUUCAGUCAGGUAUGCAUAUACAAACUGGGUAUCAGAAGAUUGUAUUAAACUAGGCGAGUUUUGUUAUUUCUUUAUCUAUUUGUUUUUAAGCAUAUGACAAUAUGUAUUUUGUGCAACAUAAGUGCUUAAGUUUGUAAUGUAUACAACAAAAGCAUUUUCAGAAUUUAUUUAUAAUAUUGUGUUAAUUUAUUAGGCUUUAUUUUUCUUUGUCUAUUAUCCAAAUCACGUACAGGUAGAGAACAAAAAAUGGAAACACCUGGGUAAAUGAGGGACACCAAGUAUAUUGAAAGCAAGGGCUUCCACACAGGUGUGGCUCAUGCGUUAAUUAAGCAAAUAACAUCCCAGCAUGCUUAGGGUCACGUGUAAAAAUGCUGGACAGGCCUGGUUGCAAGAGGAGACCUCACAGACUUUGAAAGAGGGGUGAUUGUUAGGGUACAUUUGGCAGGAGCUUCAGUGACCAAAACAGCUCAACUUGCUGAUGUUUCAAGAGCAGUGGUGUCAAAGGUGAUGUCGGCAUGGAACUCCGAGGGAAAGACAUCAUCAACAAAGGGCAACAGUGGGCGGAAGCGCAUACUCUAGGACCGUGAUAUCUGUGCAUUAAUUCGAAGUGCAAGGCAAAACAGGCGACAACUGUCAAUUGACUGCAAAUUUCAACCUGGGGCGCGAGCAGGCAGUUUCAUCAAAAACGGUCUGCCAAGAACUCCACAGAGCGGGAUACCAUAUUAUUAUUAUUAUUAUUAUUAUUAUUAUUAUUAUUAUUAUUAUUUGUUUAUUUAGCAGACGCCUUUAUCCAAGGCGACUUACAGAGACUAGGGUGUGUGAACUAUGCAUCAGCUGCAGAGUCACUUACAAUUACGUCUCGCCCGAAAGACGGAGCACAAGGAGGUUAAGUGACUUGCUCAGGGUCACACAAUGAGUCAGUGGCUGAGGUGGGAUUUGAACCGGGGACCUCCUGGUUACAAGCCCUUUUCUUUAACCACUGGACCACACAGCCUCCUAUAGUGGUCCAGUGCCCUCUUAAGUGACUUUCCAUUGGUGUUUCCAUUUUUUUGUUCACUACCUGUAUAGCAGUGAGCAUUCAGUGACUAUGAAAAUGGUUAGAAACUAAAAUACACCCCUUUUUGAAUUGACUAGGUAACUUCUUUCUGAUUCUCAUUGUGAUUGGCUGCUGAAUAAAUCCUGUCUGUACGGAAGCAACAGGCUUACUUUUCCAACAGAUCUGUGUGGGUCUCUAAUAUUAACUCCGCUGUGUUAAAUUCUUUGUUUGUCAUGUGACUUAUAGCUUCUUCUGUCAACUCUUGGCUAAAGCAAGGAGACAGAACUAUGUGUAACCCACAUCAAGUCAUGAGACUGGUCUUUUUCUUUUUCAUUGCCAGGCAAUAUUUCAUUUUUACAAUAACACUGAAGAGUUCAUUCGUUUUAUCUAACUUGUGCAACACUACAUUUCAGUUUAAAUGGUAAAUGUGGGGAAUAAGGUAACAAAUAAAGGUAUCUGGCAAACAGCUGAGAUUUUAUGCCAAGCUUUACACUGCCAAUUUCCAAAUGGGAAGAGAAGCAUAGUCUUGCGUUAAAAUACAUUGAAUGCAAAACGUAUACCAGCAGCAUGUCUUUGUAAUAUUGAAAAGUAAAAAAUAAAAAUAAACCUUUUAUUUUUUAACUUUUAUGCUUUAUAAUUAUAUAGUAAUAUGCAUUUCUUCACUAUUUUUAGCUUGGUAAAGGGCACGUUUUGUGAUCUUUAUAAGAAUAUGCUAUCCUAUAUAGCAAAUGCUGUUUUUAAUGAUUUCAAUUAUAUCAAUUAAAGUGUAAAACCGCACACUUGUCAUGCA